Messenger RNA from Malurus melanocephalus (red-backed fairy wren), 1855 nucleotides. It is a transcript of the gene HDHD3, whose product is annotated as haloacid dehalogenase like hydrolase domain containing 3. The record is from RefSeq and is a predicted model, not a curated record. The coding region runs from base 557 to 1273 and encodes 238 amino acids. The transcript has a single exon. Lineage: Eukaryota; Metazoa; Chordata; Aves; Passeriformes; Maluridae.
CGGGAGUUCCUGGAGGGGCGGGUGUUCCGGUAGGCGCGGCACUUGCCGGCAUUGGCGCACCAGGGCCAGGUCACCGUUCCGCCCCCGGCUCGCAACCCCCGUGCACCGGGAGCUCGGCCCGGUGAGCGCCUGCACCGCCCCGCGCCUCCGGGCCUCGGGGGACCCGCGGGGAUCCCGGGAGCCCGCAACCACGUUGCACGGGUGCGGACACCCCGAGUGUGCCCCGGCCACCCUCCCCAGACACCCUGGCCACGCACCGGCCCCCCAGGCUGGGUCCAGCCGUAGUGCCCCCGCCCGUCCCGCAGAGCUCGUCGGCAGCACCCACGUGGCCAGUGUCACUGCCCCGGCCUGGCAGACUUUGCCCCUAGAAGUCGGAGCAGGGUUCUCCCUCCCUGUCGCGUCUUCAUGCUGACCCCAGCGGGGCCGUGAGCCCCCACGAAGGACACUGACACUUGGACUGAGGUGGACAAAGAGCUGAGGUGCCCGCAGCCCUUUGAUGUGAGUGRCACUGCGGGGAGCAGCGGGCCCGGCUGUGUCCCCGGGCGUCGCUGAGGCCAUGCUCAGGCUGCGCCUGCUGACCUGGGACGUGAAGGACACUCUGCUCCGGCUGCGGCAGCCCGUGGGCCAGAGCUACGCGGCCGAGGCCCGGACCCACGGGCUCCAGGUGCAGCCCGAGGCUCUGGGGCGCUCCUUCCGGGAGGUGUACGGAACCCAGAGCCGGCGCUUCCCCAACUACGGCCACGGCCAGGGGCUCAGCUCCCGGCAGUGGUGGCUGGAUGUUGUCAAACAGAGCUUCAGGCUCUCGGGCGUGCAGGACGAGGCAGCUCUGACGAAGCUGGCAGAAAAACUCUACCGCGACUACUGCAGCUCGCACAACUGGGAGGUGCUGCCGGGAGCCGCCGAGACCCUGAACCGGUGCCGGGAGCUCGGCUUCCGCAUGGGAGUCGUGUCCAACUUCGAYAACCGGCUGGAAGUCAUUCUCUCGCAGUGCAGCCUGCGCCACCACUUCGAGUUCGUGCUCACCUCCGAGGCCGCGGGCUUCGCCAAGCCGGACGGGAGGAUCUUCGAGGAGGCACUGCGGCUCGGCGGGGCCCGCCCGGAGCAGGCGGCUCACAUCGGGGAUGACUACACCCGGGAUUACCGGGCAGCCCGGGCCGUGGGCAUGCACAGCUUCCUGCUGCGGCCGGCCGGGCAGGAGCAGGGGCCAGAGGUGCCCCCUGAGCACGUCCUGCCCACGCUUAGCCACCUCCUGGCUCGUAUCGAGAAGGGGUAGCUGCGGUUGGGAGGGGUCCAGUGCUGCUGCCGAGUGUUGAACUGUCUGACAUGAGAUCUCUUGUUGCUAGGGGGGCAGGGAAAACAAGUGAGUCUGAGCUGCCUGCGGAGCAGCCGGGGUGUCCAUGCAAUAAAACAUUUCUGCUGAUGUAUUUUGUGGCUCUAAAAACACUGCAGAAAGGGGGACAGUAGUGGUGUCUCCCCCUAGCUGACAAGGCUGACACUGGGUCACAUUGCAGAGGCUCCUUCUGGCAGGAGAUGGAGGCAGAUACUGAGGUUUAUCCCCUCUCCAUCACCCCGGGGAAAGGCUCAAGUAUUCCCCAGUGCAAGUGCUGGCCCUGUCCCAUGGAAAGUCUGCCCACAUGGAGCACCCAGGACACUUCUGCACAGGCCCUGCACCCUUCCGUGUACCCCAGCUUUGCCACCUCAUCRACAAACCACCCCUUCCCAACAGCGGUGGCCAGGAGGUGCCUGCAGGUCUCCUGCUGUGGGCAAAACAGUCUGGAAUUGGGGAAUUUCACUUAAUGAAUUUCCAGCUAACAAAAUUUACUGAUUUGUGUAGCGAGAAGUAAAGAUGAGCGCU